UUGUGUGUGGCAGAGAAGAAAAAUGGUCAUCUUCCGAGUCAAGUUGCCAGCCUUCAUCAGUAUGAGGUCUCUGGUCCUUGCGGUCCUUUGGCUGCUGUGCUGUAACGCCGCUCGACUGGACAGAGGGCGUCCCAGACCUUUCAUAACCACAACACCAAACGUGACUCAUGCAGAAACCAAAGCAGCUGAGUGCAGCAGCUCCCCGGUGGAUUUCGUCUUUGUGAUCGACAGCUCUCGCAGCAUCCGACCAGAUGACUACGAGAAGGUCAAGACAUUUAUCCACAAACUGCUUCAGUUUUUGGAGAUCAGUCCUGACGCUACACGUGUUGGUCUGCUCCAAUAUGGCAGCGUGGUCCAAAAUGAGUUCUCCCUCAACGCAUACACCUCCAAAGCUGAGGUAGAGCGGGCGGUGAAGAACAUGGAGCAUCUGGCCACAGGCACCAUGACCGGUCUGGCUAUCCAGUACACCAUGGAGACGGCCUUCACUGAGGGCGAAGGAGCACGACCGGCACACCUGCACAUCCCUCGGAUCGCGAUGGUUGUGACCGACGGGAGGCCUCAGGACUCGGUGGAUGAGAUCGCGGCCCGAGCAAGACAGGCCGGCAUCCAGAUAUAUGCCAUCGGCGUGGGAAGAGUGGACUUGAGCACCCUGAAGGUCAUGGGGAGUGAGCCUCACGCCGAGCAUGUACACCUGGUGGCCAACUUUAGCCAGAUGGAGACGCUCCUCUCAGUGUUCCAGUCCAAACUCUGCGGAGGCACUGCACUGUGUGACUUGGUGGACCAUCGGUGCCAGCACACCUGUGUGAGCAGUCCCGCUUCCUACUGGUGCACGUGUAGAAAAGGUUUUGCCCUCAGUCCCGAUGGCAAGACAUGCAACGAAAUAGACUUGUGUGACCUGGUGGACCAUGGCUGUGAACACGACUGUGUCAGCAUUCUCGAGUCAUACGUGUGCAGGUGUAAGGGGGACUAUGUGCUUAAUCCAGAUGGCAAAACUUGCAGCAAACCUGAUCCGUGUGCUGAUUGGCAGCAUGGCUGUGAACACCAGUUUAUGAACACGGAGGAUUCAUGUGUUUGUAAAUGCAAAACCGGGUACAGACUCAGACCAGAUGGGAAAACGUGUCAUAAGAUUGAUCACUGCGCUGAAGAGAGACACGGCUGUGAACAAGAGUUCAUGAACACGGAGGACUCAUGUGUGUGUAAAUGCAGAAAAGGAUACACACUCAGACCUGAUGGAAAAACGUGCAAAAGGACUGACCACUGCGCUGAUGGGAAACACGGUUGUGAACAGGAAUCUGUCAGCACAGACGAUUCAUGUGUGUGCCAUUGCAGAGCAGGCUUCACACUGCAACCUGAUGGGAAAACAUGUCAGACCAUUGAAAAUGACAGUUACAUGACACAACGAGCAGGUAUGGACGUGUGCCAGAGAGUGGACCAUGGUUGUGAGCAUCUGUGUGUCAGCACCACUGACUCCUACGUGUGCAAAUGUAUGGAAGGAUUCAUUCUGGCUGACGACGGGAAGAGCUGCAAAAAACCAGAGUGUAGCGAAGGAAUCAUGGAUCUAGUUUUUGUGAUUGACGGCUCCAAGAGUCUGGGCCCUGACAACUUUGAGCUCGUCAAGCAGUUUGUAAACACAAUUGUGGACUCUUUGGACAUUUCUGAGAUGGGCACACAUGUGGGCCUUGUUCAGUACUCCACCAAAGUCCGCACAGAGUUCACAUUGGGGAAGUACAGUACAGCCCAGGACGUCAAGCAAGCUGUAACUGGGAUGCGGUACAUGGGGAAGGGAUCCAUGACUGGCUCAGCCCUGCGUCACAUGUUUGAGCACAGCUUUUCAGACAAAGAAGGCGCCAGGACUAACAUCCCACAUGUCUGCAUCGUGUUUACUGAUGGACGAUCUCACAAUGAUGUCUCCGAAUGGGCCAGUAAAGCCAAGAACUCUGGAGUCAUAAUUUAUGCUUUAGGUGUGGGCAAAGCAGUGGAACAGGAGCUGAGAGAUAUAGCGUCCGAGCCAGAUGACAAACAUGUUUACUACGCUGAGGACUUUGGAAAAAUGGAAGAAGUGACGAAAAGGCUCAAGUCCAGGAUCUGCAGUGACAAACCAGCCGAUGAAAACACAUGUCAGUGUGAGGACCUCAUACUGUUUCAGAGCCAGGUCAAUGAGAAGCUGAGGAUUCUGAUACAAAAUGUCGAAGCUAUGUCAAGGAGAUUGGAGCUUCUUGAGAAUCAACUUGUGCAAAAAUAAAACAUUACGAUGGAUCAUCGGAUUUCAGUCUUUAAAACAUGCUUUCCUCUGGAGCUGUUUAUUAAAUUUUGUAACCAGUGCGAUAUAUUUUUAACCAGGAUUGUUGUUAUGUUAUUAGAAUAAAUGGUUAUGCACAGCAGUUUUGGUUCUGUAAUCGUUGAUAUGGGGAGAAUUUUGGACAAUCCACCGAAAUAACCUUAAAUUUCAAUCUUUUUUCAACUCUAAAUCUAAAUCAAAUCACAUUUAUGCUAAUAUUAUGCGGACACUCAGCACCUUAUCGGAAUUUAGGUAAAAAAAAAAGUGUGUUUAAAAAAUAAACAAAAAAACACCCCCAGUCAUUGUAGAAAUAUCAUCAAAUACAGUGGUACCUCAACUUACGAGUACCUUAACUUACAAGUAAUUAGAGAUACAAGGUGUCUAUCGGCUUUAAUGCUUCAAAUUGCGAGCAUACCUUGAAGUAUGCGUAUUUUCGCUCUCAAUUGAAGUGAUAUUUGUAACAUGUAUGUGCCGUUACAACAAGAAAUCUUUUUUUUUCUUAAUUGUUGCUCUUUCUGCUUCAUUUACACAACAAGCAAACUUAAGUUUUGAUUAGACAGUUGAUGUGCGCUUCAGAGAUCGACAUCCUGCUCUUCAACCAUCAGAACUAAAAAAGUUAGUGUGAAGGAGACGAAGCACACGACCAAAUCAGAUAAACAAACCAUUAUGGUAAAUAAAUACCCUCGUAUUAACAGCCUACCAGACGAGUCAGCCUCGAUACAGAGUCAGUCUGCAUCACACUAUGCAGCGAGCCACAAACGACAAACAUUCAUCCAUAAAAAUAUUGCAAAGCUGCAGAACCUGUGUUUGAAUUUGCUGUAUUUAGUCCUGACUCAACAAACUGGAUGGUCGAACAUUA
Entelurus aequoreus (snake pipefish) is the source of this 3137-nucleotide messenger RNA. Its product is annotated as matrilin-2-like. The record is from RefSeq and is a predicted model, not a curated record. Gene Ontology annotation, molecular function: calcium ion binding. NCBI's taxonomy places the organism in Eukaryota, Metazoa, Chordata, Actinopteri, Syngnathiformes, Syngnathidae. Bases 23 to 2242 code for a protein of 739 amino acids. The transcript is spliced from 13 exons.